Pleuronectes platessa (European plaice) is the source of this 2572-nucleotide messenger RNA. RefSeq names its product notochord granular surface (gene ngs). Gene Ontology annotation, cellular component: Z disc; sarcolemma; intermediate filament. The record is from RefSeq and is a predicted model, not a curated record. Gene Ontology annotation, biological process: skeletal muscle organ development. NCBI's taxonomy places the organism in Eukaryota, Metazoa, Chordata, Actinopteri, Pleuronectiformes, Pleuronectidae.
UUCGUUUAUCCUAAAUAUGAGAAGAUGAGCCAAACUCGGUUUGUUCAAUCAAGUAUUUAUUUAGAAAGCAAUGAAAGGUAACAAUCAGCAAAGCAAUGGGCAUCCAACAAGUCGCAUCAGAACACGAGACCCAUCAGAACGCAUCAAACAGCCGGCGCCUGUCUAUUUUAUAACAGUAGAUCUUGGUUCUUCCUCCUCAGGCGUAGCCCCUCCUUCUUGGCUUUGGAAUAAGGAAGUGACAAGUCUCAAAAUGUUCAUCUCUUGACCAGCCUUGACACAGCUGAUGGCAUGUGGGCCAACGGUGUUGACAAUUGGAGAGAAGAUUAUUGUGUUCUUGCUAUAUCAAAACAAUGUUCUGUUUGUACAGACAUUCAAAACAAUUUAACCAAAACAACGAAACAGCAUUGUGACGCAGACACAUUCUAAUUUUCAAGAUUAAACACUUGGAAGGAAAGGGUUAUUAUUAAUCAUUUGCGUGAAGGCCUUAUCUGGCUCAAACUACUUCUAUCUUUAUUCAUUUAGAGUUGAGUUAGACACAGACUAUAGCUAAAAUAUUGAAAUCCUAACAUACUGCAUGACAUCAUGUGGAGAGGAUUUCACAUUUAUAUAAAAUUCCUUCAUACACCCCCUUUAAUAAAUUCAUUUCUUGGCAUAACUGUGAUAAAUGUUUGUGGCGACGCUCAAGCUGGGGUUGGGGAGGUUCAACAUUCCUCUGCGUUGCUGAGGGCGGGGUUGAGGAGGAUAUAAAGACCCCACCACAGGCCCAAGGUGUGUGACCAGAUUAGUCUUCUUGAAGUUUCAACAGCUACAGCCAGAGGUCAACAUGAGCCGCAGUCCAGAGAGGAUGUCCUCGUACCGCCGUCACUUUGAGGGCACCUUGGCCGCCUCGUCCGUCCAACAGCUCCGGGUCUCCAGUCCCUCUCCCAGCCGAAGAGACAGCCGCCACCGGUCCGUCAGCUUCACCCGGAGUGGACGGGCGGUGGGGCGCAGGGGCCUCUCCAGUAAGACCCGCAUGACCAGCAGUGCGAGUUUGGGAGCGCUGUGCUUUGGUAUGUCCAUGGGGCUCGGACCAAAACUGGACCUGGAUGCAGUUGCAGCAGAGAACCAGGCCUUUAUGGCGACUCGAACCAACGAGAGGCAGGAGAUGGUGGCCCUCAAUGAUCGCCUGGCGGCUUACAUUGAAAAGGUGCGAACGCUGGAGUCCCAAAACAAUCUGCUGGAGGUUGAGAUCGAGACCCUGAAGGGUCGCCACCUCCGCCCUUCGGGCCUCAGGCAGCUGUACGAAUCUCAGCUGAAGGAAUUCAACAGGGAGGCUGCCCAGAUGAGAAAUCAGAGGGACAUGUCUGUGGCAGCCAAGGAUGCAAUGCUGGGCCAGUUGGACCAGCUGAAGGCCAAAUAUGACGAAGCUGUGGAGGCCAGGAAAAACACUGAGCACGACAUCGAUUCACUACGUCCAGAUGUGGAUAAAGCCACCUCAGCCCGGAUCAAUCUGGAGAAGCACCUGGAGAACCUGGAGACUGAGCUGGCCUUCUUGCAGAGAAUUCACAAGGAGGAAAUUGAGGAGCUCAUGCAGCAGAUCUACUCGGUAACCUCCAGGGUGGACAUCUCCUUUGGCCUCCCAGACCUCUCCUCUGCUCUGAGACAGAUUCAGUCUCAGUACGACAGCAUCGCCGCCAAAAACCUGCAGGAAAUGGAUACCUGGUACAAGACAAAGUUUCAGGACCUGACCAGCGCCACCACCAAACAUGUUCAGAGUGUUCGCAGCGUGAGAGAGGAAAUCGCAGGCUAUAAGAAGGAUCUCCUCAACAAGGAGCGUGAACUGGAAGCAAUGAAGACAAGGAAUGAGUAUUUGGAUGCUCAGAUCCGUGAUGCAGCUGCGAAAUACAAAAAGGAGGAGGAGGAUUUAGAGGGGCGUAUAGAAUCUGUUAAAUUGGAUCUGACUGUGACGAAGGAGAAGAUAGCUAUGCUGCUGAGGGAAUAUCAGGAACUGCUGAAUGUAAAGAUGGCUCUGGAGAUCGAGAUUACAACCUACAGGAAGCUGAUUGAAGGGGAGGACAGCCGUCUGAGCACCAUGGUGCGUAACCUGUCCCUGACUGGGGGCCUGUGCCUAACUUCCAGUGUUAGUAUGCAAGCGGCCUCAGCUCCAGAUCCAAAAGUAACGAUUUCAAAGCUGGAUGAAGUCCCCAGUGACAAGAGCAGCAGCGGGGCUGAGAAGCCAAUAGACGCUGGCAUACCGCGAGUGGAGGUGGUCUCAUCGGACACCCAGACAGAUGGUGACUUAGGGGACCAGGCCACAGAGAUGUCUGAGAGGAAGACACUUCUCAUCAGAACAGUUAAGACAGAUGGUGAAACGUACGAGAGCGACAGACAGGAGCGCACCUUCAUCAUUUCUGGAGCAGCCGAUGAAACAGAUGAAGAAUAAUCCAAGUCCCACCUGCUGACUUUGCUGUUCACCACUACAAACACACUGUAUUGCAGUGAAAGGAAUUCCAACUCCAACUGCAUGUUGCAAUGCCCAUUUAGUGGUUGUGUUUAUCUUCCAUUGAGACUUUACACUGUGUCCUGUCACUCU